AUGACAGACCCAGGAACAUUCGCUAAGGGCUCGCCAUUCAAAGUAACUCAUAACAAGUCAAAUUUCAACUUAUCCAAUACAACGCCAGAAUUAUUAAAAUUUCAAUUGCAAGAACAAAAUCGACAAAACGAAGAACUGCUUCGCAAUGGCAUACUGGAAACAGAAUCUGAUAAUGAUGGUUACAGUCUCCGGUUAGGGGAUCCUUUCAAUCGAGUACUACAGAAGAAGUUAAAUCUGGGUAACAUCACUUUGAAUGCUGGUUCAUUGCCUAGUUUAUCUUCAUCUCCUCUGAGUUGGGAUGAAAACGAUGAGUUUGAAAUUGACAAGUUUGUGUGGCAAAACUCUGAAAAGCCCAAUUAUCUUAACUUGAGAAUCUUGAUUGAGAAUUCGAUCUUCGAUACUAACAAAAUUAAGAAAGAUUCAAUACUAUCGUUAGCUACUCUUAAAAAAUUGAAAACAAUUCGUGACGAAAAAGAAAAUAUCAGAAAUUACUAUGCUUCAAAGAUAUCCAUAUCGCAACAAUUCGUAUCAAAUAUUGUAGCGAACUUAGAGAAUUCAGAUGCCUUGGAUAAGAAUUUGUUGCUUAAAAUUUUGAAGCAAAAUGUCUCACUACAGCAGGACUUCUUGACAGUAAGCGACGAAAUUAAAGAUUUGAAUAUUAAGAUCAAUAACCACAAUUUAGCCUGCUUAGUAUUGGGCUAUGUGGAAGACGUGAAAUUGAGCUUGAAGGGCUCAAUCAAUGAAGAUGACCCUUACAUAUCUUCUGAUUCAGAUUCCAAUCAAAAACUUCGAGAGUCAAACAAAUAUUCUAGCAAAGCAUUUGAUAAUUUGAUUUCUCAUAUUGUCUCAAUAUCAGCGGAAUAUGACAUAACCCUACCUGAGCCGCCGGCGAUACUGGAAUCUGCUGGUGACCGCACAGCUUGGUCAAAAAGCUGCAUUGAUGCCAUAUUGACUUAUUUUAAACUGCAUCGCCAGGAAUAUACGGAUACGUCCCUAUAUAACAAAUCUUUGACGAACCUCACUAUUCCUUCUACUGGUGGUUCUCCUAAAGCUAAUAAAUCUCAAGACGAUUCCUUCUGGAAUGAGACAUCUUUCUUUGCUCAGAAGUCUCCUAAUACUAAUAGCGAUAAGAUAAUAUCAGAAUACCGAACGGCUUUGAAUGACUUGAGAUUUUCACAUCAGUAUUUGACAAAAGAGUACGAAUAUUCUAAGGAGACGUCUCUUAAAAUGCUUCAAGAAUAUCGUAAAAAAAACUUGAAUCUUGAAAGAGAACUCUCAGCUCUUAAAGAUGAUAGCAGGCCAAUAGAAUACGAUACAUUGACCUUCAAGGAUAAAGAGAUCUCGAAGUUGCGUAAAGAAAUUAAUCUUUUGCGAAUAGAUAACUUGGGUUCGAAGCAUACUAACUCAUCGAUACUUUCACCCACUCUAUUGCAGAGCAGCUCCCCAACAUCGAGUAGCAAUACAACUAAUAUAUCGCCUAUUACAGGCGAACAUUUGAAUAUACUGUCUGACGAUAUUGCCGCUUUACGCGAAGAAGAGUACGCUGGCGAUGGGCCAUCAUCUAUGAGUAUUAUGUCACCGACGAGGCCCAUGUCAGGAAAUGGCGGGAUGAGUAAUGCAAUUUUAAGAAAAGAAUUCAAAAAAAUAGUCUCUGAAAUCCAAGACCAAUAUGAACUAAAAUUAAGCGAAGAACGUAUGAUGCGUAGAACAUUGGAAGAGAAACUUAGCUCAUUUAACCAGAACUAG
This is a messenger RNA of Priceomyces carsonii, 1746 nucleotides long. It is a transcript of the gene PEA2, whose product is annotated as Pea2p. Lineage: Eukaryota; Fungi; Ascomycota; Pichiomycetes; Serinales; Debaryomycetaceae. The transcript has a single exon. Bases 1 to 1746 code for a protein of 581 amino acids. The record is from RefSeq and is a predicted model, not a curated record.